AUGGAAGUCACCAUUGGCAAGAAGCGCCACACCGAAUCAAGAGACAACCGUCGUCCCCGGAAACGGGCUAAAGUCUCUGACGAAGACGCCAUUUCCCUAUCGGAUACAGAGGAAGAGCGAGCAUUCCAUGCGUACCGGCGAGUCUAUCGGCUUCGAUACACCACCUCAGCCACCCACAGCGACGAACGGGACUACGUGGAGGCAGCCGAACUCAACAGUCUUGGGUGGCUUGAAGACGAGAAGGCAUUGAGGGAGUGGCUCGGCUUCUACGUCUCCGACCAUCCCGGCCCUGUAUCCAUUACCGUCGAUGCGUUGGCGUGGGGCAACACUUCUGUCACACUCCCCGACCGCACCCACAUACUACGAUUCCCAAAUGUACCUUCAAACUUCAAUCUCGACGAUUACGGCUUUGUCCAAACCAAUCGCUCGAAGUACUCCGUGCGCGACCCCCUCCAGGCAUUCCAAGAGCUUGCGCGGUAUAGGCGAGCUCGCAUCGACACACAGCUUUUCCUGGACAUCGCAGAAUCCGCCUCCCCUGAGGAAAUGCCCUUCACCAUCCGCGUGCAAGUCAAUUGCUCCUUCCUCUGCCCCGCCAUCUUCCAGCCUAUUGCCGUCGACCUCCAAGAGGCCCAACGCCGACUGGUGCUCCUCCUUUUCCCCCCGUCAUCCCCUCCUCUUCCCUCGUACCAUGGGCAAGCAGACAUUCCUUUCCUAUUCUCCGUCCUUCAGCCCGCACCCGCGUUGCCGUCUGCCGAGGCAAAUGAGGCCCUCCAGCCGGAGUCACUUCGGCCAACUCUACUCCCAUUCCAACGCCGCACCGUCGGGUGGAUGCUGGGUCAAGAAGGCAAGGUGGUCACGGCGGACGGGCAGAUCGUCGUCCGCGGCGACAUUCCUCUUGACGAGCAGCCGCUGCCCCUGUUCUGGGAGAAGGCUCAUGUCUCGGAGGAAGAAACGUGGUACGUCAACCGUCUGCGCGGCCUCGUUUCCGCGACCCGGCCCACCGGAGAUGAGGACGAGCUCGACGGCGACGCGCUGGGUGGCAUUGUCGCCGAGGAGCCGGGGCUGGGCAAGACGCUGGAGUGCAUUUCGACGAUCAUUAUGAACCCCGCCACCGCGGAUCGCUCCCCGGCCAACAAGCAUUGGGACACGGAGGCGAAGAUCGACGUGAAGGAGAUCAAGACUACUCUCAUCGUCACUCCACCGUCACUUGCCCCCCAGUGGGCCGACGAGCUUGCAGUUCAUGCGCCUGAGCUCAAGGUUCUCAUUUAUGACGGUUGGCAAAAGGUCCCUGUGCCGAUCUCCGAGAGAGACGUUGAAGUCGAGCGUGAGAGGCGCCGGGCGUACAAAGCCUUCUUGAAGGCCAUGCCGGCGAAGCCCAAGGGCAAGGGCAAGGGCAAGAAGAAGGACGAGCCUAUGGAAGUCGACUCCGACACCGACGAGGAUGACGAUAUCAUGGACUGGGCCGCGUACGUGAACACAUUCGAUGUGUGCAUCACCACGUACAACGUCCUCCAGCUCGACUUGGGCGUCGCGCGCCCCCCUCCGCAACGUCCCCGACGCCAGUUCGUGCAGUACAGCACCGUACACCGGUCCCGCAGCCCCUUGGUCAUGUGCGAGUGGUACCGCGUCAUUAUGGACGAGGUCCAGAUGGUCGGUGGAGGGAAGACCGAGGAGAUGGUCUCGCUCAUUCCCAGAUUGUCCUCCUUCGCCGUUUCGGGCACGCCUGCUCGCCAUCAAGUCGCCGACCUUAUCCAUGUGCUCAGGUUCCUCCGAGUGAGGGCGGUGACAGAUGCCCCUCGGGCGUGGCUACGUCUCCAGCUACCCGGAUACGUGCGCGAGUUCACGCAGCUCUUCCGUCGCUAUGCUGUGAGGACGAUGAAGCAAGCGGUCAAAGAAGAGCUUACUAUCCCACCACAAACGCGGUACCUUGUGCCCAUCGAGUUCGGCCGAGUUCAGCGCCACAUGUACGACCAAACGCUGGAAGGCGCACUCCUCGACCUGGGUUUGGACGCCAGGGGCGUCGCAGCGACGGAGAACUGGGAGGCCGAUGUGUCCAAGCUCCGCUUCUGGCUUCGCCGUCUCCGCGAGUGGUGCACCCACCCUCAGAUCGGACAGCUGCUCAAUAACGGCGCGGCGCGGAAGCUGAAUCAACCCGGUGUGCUCAAGACCAUGACCGAAGUUCUUCAGAGCAUGCGCGACCAGAACUGGAGGACGUACAUGGAGGAGCGGACGGAGAAGAUCGACCACAUGACGAGCUGGGCGCAGCUCGUCCAGCGGGACAAGAAGAACAAGAAGCGCAACGACGAGGCCCUCGAUAUGCUGCUCGCUGCCGAGAAGGACGCUGCCAAGAUCAUCGAGGACGCACAGGAGGCCGCGGCCGCACAUGCCAAGGAGGGCGAACGCCUCAAGGCCGAGGUCCUCGUCAAGCGUCAAGAAUAUAACAACGCUGCUGACAAGGGAAAGGGCAAGCAGGUUGCGACUAGGGCCAGCACCCCCGACGCCGAGGCCGACGACGACGACAUCCCGCGCAAUGCGAGCACGUUCAUUCAGCAGCGGUUGCGUCUGGGCCGCAUCGCUCUGCACAAGGUCAAGUUCUUGCAGGGAGACGUGUAUCACGUCCUUGGUAAGUCCUACGAGGUCCAGGAGAACGAGGCCUACGCCGCUGCCGAUGAGCUUCGGCGCGUCCUGCUGAAGAGCACCGAGGAGGCGGCACGGAAGGCUAUGACCUACCUCGACUACGACCCCGUCGUAAAGAAGCUGAAGGAAGCCGAUCUCUACGUGAAGGUUCCUUUCCUGGGUAAGGGAGGGAUCCGAUCUCAUGACCUGGUCGAUGAAGCCAACGAGAUGAUCGACGACAUCCUCAACAAGCAAUCCGCGCUCCUCUGGGGCUGGCGCCAGAAGCUCAUCGCGCUCCUCACCGAGCCGCUCGGCGCCAACGGCCAGGACGGCGCGGACGGACAAGAGUACAACCGCAGCCUGGAGACGCAGGGCGAGGCGGAGGCGUACCUGCAGGCGUACGCGGCGCUGCUCGCGGACCGCCGCGAGACCCUCACGUCGGAGCGGACCCUGCUCGCGGCGCACGACGAGCGGGAGGUGAAGGUGCGGAAGACGAAGGCAGCGCGCAAGGCGAAGACGUUCGCGACGUCGUUCCACGCGCUCGAGACGGAGGAGCGCCUGGAGCGCCUGGAGGAGAACGACGUCCUGCCGGAGCACGAGCUGCUGCUGAAGCAGCUCCAGGACGAGCGCAAGGCGUUGCUCGAGCAGGGCAACCCGGAGCGGGCGAUCAAGAGCGUCAUGGUGGACUUGACCAACGCGGCGUUGCGGGCUCAGAAGCAGGAAGUGGAGAAGACUCUCAUUCAGGAGGCCGCGGCUCAGUUGAGAGCUUUGCUCGCUGACCAAACGUUGCUCACCCGUGCUUCAGACAAGCUGAUCGAGCGACUCAACGCCGACCUGACGCAUCUCCGGAAGGCAUUCAACGAGCGUAUCGCUUACUUCCGCCAGCUUCAGGAGAUCUCGGACACCGUCGCCGAAGCAGAGAUCGAGGGACCCCUCCUGGACACGAAGAUCAACACUGCCCGUGCGCGUCAGCGGUACAUGGACAACUUGAGCAAGUCGCACGAAGACGGCACGCUCGACGAAGAUGACAAGAGUUGUAUUCUGUGCAAGUGCGACUUCGUCCGCGGUUACAUCACGCAGUGUGCGCAUGUCUAUUGUGAGGAUUGCAUGAAAACUUGGGUCUCCCGCGCCGAGGGCAAGGCGUGCCCUGUUUGCCGUGUCCCCAUCAACUCCGACCAACUUCAGCGCUUUUCAAUCGACAACAAGUCGGACCAGCCGCCUCAGCCGCCUCCGCAGAUCCUCGCGAACAACGAGAUGAUGCCGCGGUCGCGGCGCGCGAUAGAGUACAACUACAUCGACCGGCAGCUGCUCGAGGACAUCCAAAGCCAAGACCUCAUCGGCAGCUUCGGGAGCAAGAUCGAGACGCUAGUCAAACAUCUGCUGUACCUCAACAUCACGGAGCCGGGCGCGAAGAGCAUCGUGUUCUCGGCGUGGGCGGACUCGCUGCUGAUUAUUCAACACGCUUUGAGCACCAAUGGCAUUACCUGUUUGCGGAUUGACCAGAACACAGGCAGGCAGAACGCCGCAAAGAAGUUCCGAACCGACCCGGAAAUCCGCGUUCUGCUUCUCCAUGGGUGCUUUUAUGCCAGUGAACGCGAGAACGCAGGCCUUAAUGUCACUUGCGCUUCCCGAGUCUUCCUCGUUGAGAGUGUAGUCCAUCAUGCGUUCGAGGUUCAAGUCUACUGCUACUACGCCGAAGAGACUGUGGAGCGGAACAUCCUUGAUCUCGCGGCCAAGCAGGGUCUUUCCCUCUACACUCGCGAUAACGCGGCAGGAACGCUCAACGUCACGCCCUUCGCGGCGGAGUCGGACAAGGAGGUUGAUGCCCCCACGAAGAAGGUCUUGAAGGGCGAUUUCGUGUACAAGACGGACGACAUGCUGGCCAUUUUCUUCCCCCACAUGUUCGAGGACAUCGAGUACCUUCUUCCGCCCGAGGACGUUGCGCCUUCCUCGUCUACGCGAGACACACCCGCUGCGUCUUCGAGUUCUGUUACAAGGAGCUCUGGAAGAGUUGCGCAGGCAAACGCUGUCGCUGGACCAUCCAGACGACGAUAA
Epithele typhae is the source of this 4671-nucleotide messenger RNA. RefSeq names its product SNF2 family N-terminal domain-containing protein. Lineage: Eukaryota; Fungi; Basidiomycota; Agaricomycetes; Polyporales; Epitheliaceae. Gene Ontology annotation, cellular component: nucleus. Gene Ontology annotation, biological process: DNA damage response; protein polyubiquitination. Gene Ontology annotation, molecular function: ubiquitin protein ligase activity; ATP-dependent chromatin remodeler activity; ATP binding. The coding region runs from base 1 to 4671 and encodes 1556 amino acids. The record is from RefSeq and is a predicted model, not a curated record. The transcript is spliced from 21 exons.